Messenger RNA from Vespa crabro (European hornet), 1533 nucleotides. RefSeq lists its product as uncharacterized. The record is from RefSeq and is a predicted model, not a curated record. NCBI's taxonomy places the organism in Eukaryota, Metazoa, Arthropoda, Insecta, Hymenoptera, Vespidae. The transcript has 3 exons. The coding region runs from base 146 to 1468 and encodes 440 amino acids. Gene Ontology annotation, biological process: sensory perception of taste. Gene Ontology annotation, cellular component: membrane; dendrite; axon.
CACGAGGUCAUAACGCAUGAUUUUUACGUUCUCUCAAAAUUGUAAACGUUCCUACGAGCUUUAGUAUCAAACCAUCCAGUAUUCUUGAAAAAUAAACGCGACAUUCAAGUGAUCUCACUCUUAUUUGUUUUAAACAUUAGACAAAAUGGAAGACGAAAUGAGCGAGCAAGUUGAACAAAGAACGACAUCGAUGACCGAAGAAACUUUACGCGUGAUAAUUUAUGUCUCUUGGUUUCUGGGAGUUGGUGUAGCCCGUCCGAAAAGAUUACCAAAGUUUGUUACAAUAAUCGUUCGCGUUCUUCAUUUUGGAAUCUGCACAGUAAUCGUCGCAUACGGAGCCAUUGAUUUUUUCACUUUUGGUACUAUUUUCAAGAGUGAUAUUUACAAGAUCAUGUACUAUAUGAACAAGGUCAUGUGCUAUGUCUCAUCCUAUUAUUACGUUUUCCAUGGCAUCAGCCAUUACGGGAAGUGGCCACUGCUAAUGAAUAAAAUAGAACAAUUAAAUAAAAAGAUCAUACGAGAGGUAUCGAUGAAUGAACGAUCGAUUAAGACGGUUCAGAUCUUAGCCGUCAUAUUGACAUUUUUUUUGGGACCAGUAUCUCUAUUAAUACAUGCUCUCUAUUACUAUUUUACUUUACCAGAAGAGAUAUUCGCUUCCGACCUCCUUCUGUACUAUACCAUCGCUCAGUCUGCAAUCAACAGUUUCGUUUUCGAUACCGUCGUCUACGUGAUCUGUAAUAGAUUUAGAAAGAUCAAUAGAAUGAUUGAGCUACUAGACAACAAGUUGGUUGCCUCCUUAAUCGCAUUCAAGAUUCGUCGUAUAAGAGAAUUACACAAUGGUGUUUGUGAGUUGGUGACUCUCAUAAAUGACAUACAUGGUGUACAGCUUCUUCUUUGCUCGGCCAAUUCGUUCACGAUGGUCGUUGCGACGCUCUUUCGAAUUUACAUGAGUGUUGUUGAACAUAAUUACACUUUCAUGCUGAUAAAUAACAUCAUUUGGAUAAUCUAUGCAGGACAAUUCGCGCUGAUGUGUUGGGUAUGUACGCUAACCAAUCGAGAAUUCAAGAAGACAGGUGUAUUAAUACACUCCAUCAUUCCAAAUCAUGAGAAAAAGGAUCGCGAUAAACCGUUGUCCAUUCUGGCGAUUUGCAACGAACACGAUUAUUCGUUACAAAUGCAUCAACAACAGCAACACGAAGAUCGUCGACGAAUUUCUCUCGACAUCGGUAGAUUCGGUUUAAACUACUUCAGCAUGGAAAAUCUGUUACGGUCAAAUAUCGAACGUGACUGUGUCAGAAAUGAAAUAAACGAUUUCUCGAAUCAACUUCAGCAACAACCAAUCUCUUUUACGGCCUGCGACUUCUUUGAAAUAAAUAACGCUCUCUUGACUGGUUUUAUAGGUGUUAUUACGACUUACUUGAUAAUCCUCGUUCAAUUCUAUCAACCUGAGAACGUCCAAAUCAAAUAAAUAUCAUUAAUGAGAAUCAAUAGAAUGAUAAAUAAUAUUCAAACAAUGGUAAUCCUAAUAAAAAU